GAUUCGAGUGAUGAAGAUCUUGAAUACAAACAAGCGCUCGCAACUAGGAAGCAGUUGCUGAGUGACGAGGCGAAUCGCCAGCGUAUUCGUGAGGAGCUGGAAACGUACGUAUGCUCACUAAGCUCGCGUACGGACGAAAACGGAGAGCACCUAGUCGAGUUUCCCCGAAACUACCAGCAAGUUGUGUCGCUCAUGACGCAGAAGGAUGUGAGCGAGGAAGACAGCAAGUCUCCAGAAGGAAAGCACACACGGCAAAGUUGGUCGCGCGUUCUGAUCGAGUCCGGUCUGUCCAAGCAGCAAGCGUUUGGAAUCUUGGAGGAUGUAGACGACGACCCUGAAGGCAGCAGCUUGGCAGCCAAGAUCGCGUUUAAGAUGGCUCGUAUCCGACAGCUAGACACCAUUCUCGAAGAGAAGCUGGGGAAGAACUUGUACGCGAGUAUAGUGCCAAGGAAGCAAAAGAGAGCGCAGUCACCACCCCAGAGAGAUGCAGCCAAAGCGAUUCCUAGUAGUAGAUCAAGCACGAGCAAGUCUUCCAGCCGAACGUUCGUGACACAGUCUCAGUCAAAUUCGGUUGUCGCCGCAAAUGGAGGUGACACCAGCCGUAGUGAUACAACCACCAAACCGCCAACAGCGAACCAAGAUGAAGUUGUAUCCGGAGGCAAGAAGAGCAACAACUUCAUUGAGCGGAACAAAAUGGUGGUAGCCAACGGGAUGAAAGCCAACAUGACGAAAGACGAGGAAGAGAGGCUCGAGAAACUGCUCCGAGAAGAAGCCACUUUGCCUGGUGGUAGCGCUGUCAGCGAAGAUCCUGCAACGAGCGACGACAUCAACGCUAAGGGCAGCACUAUACCUGAAGAAUGCAACGAAUUCACGAUGACAGAGGCUGAGAAGCAAGCCAUUGAAGAGCUUAUCGCAGCUAAAAGCGGCGCGUACCCGUUGUUCACGAUUGACGAGCUACAGGAUGGCCCAACCGACGAGGCUUUGCCUCCAUCAGAUACUCGGCCUGUAAAGGACAACAUCAUCCAGGAAACGAAGCGGGAGCGCCUGCAGAGACAGCGCCUCAGUCGCGUCGAGCAGGAGCUGCGAUUCCUGCAAGAAUCCCCGUCGGUGGUUAUCGUGGGAGAUGAUCACGACGGUGAUGAGAACGACGACUGCCGCAGUGAAAAAUCUUUUGUCACUGUAGCUUCAUCGACGUGCUCUACCCGCUCGGGGGUGAUUUCACGCCACGACUUCAAGUGCUUCCUCGCCCAGCAAAAGGAAAGCUUCCGUUCUACGCCGACUGCAAGCGCCGAAGAGAUCCGACGACUCCUACUGUCCAUCGACCACGGAUCUGCUGUUUCUUCG
This is a messenger RNA of Phytophthora sojae, 1344 nucleotides long. RefSeq lists its product as hypothetical. The record is from RefSeq and is a predicted model, not a curated record. The transcript is spliced from 2 exons. Lineage: Eukaryota; Oomycota; Peronosporomycetes; Peronosporales; Peronosporaceae. The annotation marks the transcript as partial.